AUGUCGACCCCCAGGCAUUUCCGCCCGCCCAAAUAUGCGCUGGCCUCCGUAGCCAUAUCUCUUGCUGGUCUUUUCAAUGGCUAUGAUACGGGUUCUAUCGGCGCAAUGACGACCAUGGCACAAUUUGAGGCCGUCAUAGGUCGGCUGUCCCCUACGCUUCUUGGCUUCACUGUGUCCCUUGUCAUGCUUGCAGGGGUGGUGCCGUCUUUCUUUGCUGGAUAUCUUGCCGAGCGAUUCGGUCGUUUACGAGUAAUCUUGUGCGGUUCUGUGCUUGUCAUUCUUGGUGCUGUAUUGCAAGGCAGCGCCAACAGUCUGCCGCAGUUUCUCGUUGGACGAGCAUUCAGUGGAUGCGGACAGGGCAUUUUCUUGAGCAAUGUCAGCGUGUAUAUCUGUGAAGUCGCUCCAGCAAAACACCGCGGAAUGCUCGUCGGGUUGCCUCAGUUUCAGGCUGCUACCGGCGUCUGUCUGGGCUACUUCACAUGCUACGGUAGCGUCAAGCUUUCUGGAAGUAUUGCGUGGCGUUUGCCCCUUGCUUUGCAAUCAGUCGUGGGCGCCGCCUUGACAUUGAGCUGCCUAGUCCUACCUGAGAGCCCACGAUGGUUAAUACAACAUGGCAAGACGCAACAAGCUCGCCGCUCAUUGCAAAAGCUGGAGUUUGAUAUGGCCGAGGCAGAGCGUGACUUCCUAACAUCCACACAGGAACGGGUCAGUCUCUCGCUUUGGCAGAGCCUUGCUAUGCUAUUCAAACGAGGUUAUCGCGCCAGGACUAUGCUUGCGUUAUUCAUUCUUGGCAUGGUACAGUUAUCCGGCAUUGAUGGCGUAAUUUAUUAUGCUCCUACCUUGUUCAGCCAAGCCGGACUCACGAGCUCCACGGCAUCGUUCCUAGCAUCUGGAGUAUCUGCUAUUCUGAUGCUUGUAAUCUCCAUUCCCGCCUUCCUGUUCGCCGACAAGUGGGGACGUCGGAUAUCCGCCAUCAGUGGUGGUAUUACCUUAUCAGCAUGCAUGUUUCUAAUAGGCAGCUUGUAUGCAGCUAAUGCGGUUCAUCCUUCAGGCGUGGCACGCUGGGUUGUUAUUGUUAGCGUUUACAUCUUCAGUCUCACAUACUGCGCGACCUGGGGCAUUGUAGGCAAGAUAUAUGCCAGCGAGAUACAGCCAGGACAUACAAGAGCCGCAGCCAAUUCUGUGGCUCAAGCACUAAGUUUUUUUACUAAUUGGAUUGUCGCCAUCUUGACGCCGAUUCUAUUGAAACGGUCUGCUUACAGCGCGUAUUUCCUCUUCGGCGGCCUUGCUCUAGUUACAGUUACAGUUCUAGUGCUUUACAUGCCCGAGACGCGCGGUCGAUCUCUUGAGAAUAUUCAGGAGGCUUUCCAUCGCCCGACAGUAAUUUCGGACGUCACAAGUUGGAUUAGGAGGCGGGGACAAGCGAUCGUCGAGUCUCCUGAACCAAUCCAAUUGACCAACAGGUCUCUGACUAACCAUUCUGCAAGCUCAGUAGCCAGGCCACGGCGAAUUGAGGCUACAAAAUGA
Trichoderma atroviride IMI 206040 is the source of this 1527-nucleotide messenger RNA. RefSeq lists its product as uncharacterized. Lineage: Eukaryota; Fungi; Ascomycota; Sordariomycetes; Hypocreales; Hypocreaceae. Gene Ontology annotation, biological process: carbohydrate transport; transmembrane transport. Gene Ontology annotation, cellular component: membrane. Gene Ontology annotation, molecular function: carbohydrate:proton symporter activity. The record is from RefSeq and is a predicted model, not a curated record.